UUUUAUCAAUUGGACGUUUCACGACUUCACAAGGUAGGAUUGUUUGGCUUCCCUCUAAAAAUGGCUGCCGUAUUGGACGAAGUCGGCAAAUCCGCGGAAAAAUUAGUAAACGAAGAAAAGAAUGAAAUUGUUGAUGAAGAGGAUGAAGCUGGUGCAGUAGAAGCAUCCAAGAAGAAGAAGAAGAAGAAAAAGAAGAAGAAAGCUGGAGCUGGUGAAGCUAGUGCAGAUGUUCCAGAAGGAGAAGAAGACAAAGCAAAAGAGGAUAAUACUGUGGGAGAGGAUGGUGGUGCAGAACCAGCAGAAAAUGAUGCAGACACUGAGGAUGCGAAAAAGAAGAAGAAAAAACGUAAACCCCGCGGAAAAGGCGGUGCUAAACAACAAACGGAUCCUCCAACUAUUCCCGUGGCAGAAUUAUUCCCCGAUGGAAACUUUCCAGUAGGGCAGAUAAUGGAUCAUCCUUCUGCGGCAGGAGUAGAUGACAGAACAGCAAAGGAACGUUUCUCAAGCGAGGAGGCGCGUGCUUUUGAUAGAAUGCACAAUGAUAUUUAUAACGAGGCUAGACAAGCAGCCGAAGCUCAUAGACAAACCAGGAAACAUAUUAUGAAAUGGGUAAGACCAGGGAUGACGAUGAUAGAGAUUUGCAAUGAAUUGGAAAACACAGCUAGAAAACUGAUAGGAGAGGAUGGAUUUAAAGCUGGAUUAGCCUUUCCAACUGGCUGUUCCCGAAACCAUUGCGCUGCUCAUUAUACACCAAACGCUGGGGAUCCGACCGUCUUGGAAUACGACGACGUCACCAAAAUUGAUUUUGGUACACAUAUAAACGGUCGUAUUAUCGACUGCGCAUUUACUUUGGCAUUUAACCCAAAAUAUGAUAAGCUUAUCGAAGCAGUUCGUGACGCCACGAACACUGGAAUUAAAGCAGCUGGUAUAGACGUUCAACUUUGCGACGUUGGCGCUGCGAUUCAAGAAGUUAUGGAAUCGUACGAAGUUGAACUGGAUGGUAAAACUUAUCAGGUGAAAUCCAUUAGAAAUCUGAACGGUCAUUCGAUCGCUCCGUACCGUAUUCAUGCUGGAAAAACUGUACCGAUAGUUAAGGGUGGAGAAGCUACAAGAAUGGAGGAAAAUGAGUUUUACGCAAUCGAGACUUUCGGAUCCACCGGAAGGGGAAUCGUACACGACGAUUUGGAUUGUUCCCAUUACAUGAAAAGUUUUGACGCCGGUUUUGUCCCGUUAAGAUUGCAGAGCAGUAAAUCACUGCUGAACGUUAUCAACAAGCAUUUUGGUACUUUGGCCUUCUGUAAACGAUGGUUAGAUCGCGUCGGUUGUACAAAGUAUCAGAUGGCUUUGAAGGACUUGUGCGACAAGGGUGCGGUCGAGGCUUAUCCGCCUUUGGUCGACGUGAAGGGAUGUUACACUGCUCAGUUCGAGCACACCCUUGUUCUACGUCCGACGUGUAAAGAAGUCAUUUCCCGUGGAGACGAUUACUAAAAUGUCUAUUAUUUUUAAUCCAUGUUACAUAUACUCUCACCAAUACUCUCUGUCUGGGAAUGUACAAGUUGGUUUGUGUAAAAUCACAUUAACGAUAAAUGUUACUGAUUGAUAA
This is a messenger RNA of Osmia bicornis bicornis, 1603 nucleotides long. It is a transcript of the gene und, whose product is annotated as methionine aminopeptidase 2. The transcript has 5 exons. The record is from RefSeq and is a predicted model, not a curated record. Bases 61 to 1488 code for a protein of 475 amino acids. Gene Ontology annotation, biological process: proteolysis. Lineage: Eukaryota; Metazoa; Arthropoda; Insecta; Hymenoptera; Megachilidae. Gene Ontology annotation, molecular function: metalloaminopeptidase activity.